AUGGAAUCGAGAAGGAACGUGAAUAUUUCUCCAAAGGCGGAUUGUUUGAAAGGUGUUGUGGCGUGCCAGUGCGAGUUGGGUCGAGAGAAGUUACUCACAGCUCCACCCUAUCGACACGCUUACACCAAAACUGAUGAAAAAUCACGUAUAUCGACAGCCCCCUGUGCCAGAGAGCUCGAGCUCUUCAAAUGUCCCACGACCCAGAUACUCGUCACCUUCAAAUCCCCCGUUCACCCAAACGAAUCGUUCAGCAAGGUCUUCCCAGCGAGCACCCAAGUUAAAUUUGUCAAACGCAAAUUGGCCAAGUUACUCUCCGUAUCAAGUGACAAUCUCCUAUUAACCAAAAAUAGAAAUGUACUGAACGACAGCAGCGAAUUAUCCGACUUGAAGACUGACGCUCUUGGAAAUUUAGUUAUUGAUGUAUUAACAAAAGACUCGGAGGAAUUCUCUCUUUCAUCUAUUCCGGUGGAGUAUUACGUCUAUGAACUUUUGCAAGCAGUUACCCCAAAAAAGCGAAUGAUACCUUUCAUUGCUAUUAAAUUCAGAGUUCGGAAUCAAAAUGGAAUAUUUACCCGAUCGUACCAUUCUAUAAUGAAAGUUCACGAAAAAAAAAAUCUGGCAGGGCUAUUUCAAACCGAUCCGGAUAAUUUAGUACUGUUGAGAGGGGAACAUCCCUUAGCAGACCGCAUGGCUCUACUAGACUUAGAUUUCGAUAAAUACGGCAUUGUGGAAGUAGAGUUACUUACGAAAAAUAACGAAGUGUUAAAUUUAGAUAAACUAUACAAAGAAAUGCCAGUCAACGAUGUCUUGUCAGUCAAUGUGCGAUUUGGUAACACAGUAAAGAGAAUCAACGUUGAAGUUUUUUCUUUACCAAUGAAGAAGCCAUAUUUAGGGGGAUAUAAAAACAUACAUACAGGACAAAUCUAUCAUCAUGCCUACACCCAGACACCACAAAAACCUGAAAAACUACCACCGGAAAAGAAGAACUGUCGAGAUACACAAACAGCCGAAGAAAAGGAAAAGAUUUAUGACACCAGCUACAGCCGAGCAACACAAAUGAACUCGACCCAGGCAUACAUACCGAACGUGACAGACAGGAUCGUGGUGCCCAAGCAGUAUGAGACCUACGAGGAAAUGCGGGUGCGGCUGAACCACGACCACUACGCUUCGAUCAUCCAGCGAGCUUUCAGGCAUCACCAGUUUAGGCAGAAGGUGGAACGGUGGCUGAGAGUAUGCAUGGAAAGGAUAGCCCGCAUGAAAGAGGAAGAUCGUUUGGAGCAGGAAGCUAUGGAGAGACGUUUGCGCCGCGACCUUAUCACCAAAACCUUCCCUAAAACGAGAGAAGAUUUCGAUCAACUUUACGCAAUGGUUGACAGAUGGAAACACGCUGAGAUUUCCAGAAUUUCACAGCUGCAUUCAAAAGGACCUAAAAUUGCUGAAUUCACUCUGCUACUGGAUAAAGAAGUCGAGCUGCUACGUUGCAUCGAAUCCUAUCGAGUGAAAGUGAAAGAGGACAGUCGAAAGACCAAAGAACAACAGUUUUUGGAAGAAAUAUCCAAACCUAUAGCAUGGUACGGUAAGGACGACAAGCUUAUAACAAUGGAAACAAUAGAAAUACAAAGGGCUAGAAAACUAAAGGAACUCUACAACUGUUUUCUACGUGAGGAUAUGGAAAUAAAAGAACGCUUGGAGCUUCUCGUAGAUAUGAAGUAUGCUUUGACAGAGUUUCGCCAUCCUCUAGCCGAAGAAAUCAUUACAUUACUGGACAGAGAAUGCGAUCUCGUCGUUAGAAGAUGCGAGGACCAACAGCUCGACUUUCUGAGAAGAAGGAUUGCAGCUAGCAUAUUACAAUUUAUCAAAACGUCUGAACUGAACUCUGGUGUGACAAAAUGCAAGGACAUCAGAGACUACAGGAAGAUGGAAAACACUCGACUACACUACUGCGAGAUGUGCAAUAAAGUGAAACCUUACUCGGACUUCCCUCUAGACGCAAGAAUGAGCUGGUUCCUGACUUGCAAGUCGUGUUCGUGGAAGGACGCACACGAGAGCCUGUGGAUCGACAUGACGCCGUACAAGUUCAUACUGAGAGCCGUUCAGCGCGAAGAGCGGCGCCGCAAGUGCUGGGGAUCUUUAGCGUUCGUUCUCCACGAGAAAGAUAUCUUCUUCAUCGUGGAGAAAUUGUGGCAUUCACAUUCGGCAAUCAGUGAAUGCCGAGACGUGACAGAGUUGAGGCUGUGCCGCUGGAACGUGCACGAGGACUGGUCGCCGUGGAACUGCUUCCUGGUGACGGUGGCGGAGAUGAAGGCGCACCUGCGGCUGGAGCGGCCGGAGGAGGUGUACGACGAGGAGUUGGUGCAGAAGGUGUGCACCAAGCACAAGCUGGCGAAGGCCAACUUCGAGCAGAUGACGGCCGUCAACAAGCGCUACACGGAGACGGGCACGUGGCAGGCCGUGCGGGCGCCGGCCGUCGCCCGGUUGCCCGCAGUUGAGCCGCUGUAACCUUUUCAACGACGCUUCAAGCGCACAGGUGUUGCGCUCGAAGCGUAACGGUCGAUUAUAUGUAGGUUAUCAGAAAGUGCCUUCUGUUAGUUUAAUUUAAUGCACGAUAAAGUAGCACAUGGCGUAAAGCCAUAGAUCAACUAGUAGACAAGUGUUGCACAUUCAACCAUAAAUGAGCGAAAUUAGCUAAAAUGUGUGAUUUGCAAUCCGACACUUUCUCGACUUACGAUACAAGUCGCGAAAUGUCAAGCAUAGUCAAUCGAUUGCUUGCCUUGUAUGACACUUGUCUCCCAGUGAAGCUGUGGCUUAACUAGGGUAAGCAUCCACCAGAGCUGAACGCAGUAUCAGCGAGAAUAAAAAUACGCAGGGUUUUUUCA
Molecule: messenger RNA, 2876 nt
Organism: Leguminivora glycinivorella
Lineage: Eukaryota; Metazoa; Arthropoda; Insecta; Lepidoptera; Tortricidae
Product: IQ and ubiquitin-like domain-containing protein
Biological process (GO): cilium assembly
Cellular component (GO): acrosomal vesicle; motile cilium
Source: RefSeq, a predicted model, not a curated record